AUGACGAAGCGGCGCCAGUGGAAAUGGAAGGGUGCUUGUCCCAUCUUUAGACGUCCUAACAAGCUGCUGCCACGUCGCGGCGCUGGAGAGGGUGCGGACACGGCAGACGACGCCAAGACACAGACUCAGGGCAGACGCCGCGGCAGGGGCAGGGGCAGGGGCGCGGGCACGACGAAGCGGCCCGCGUCUCCACACACGCUCGCCCCGACUCAGUCCACGUCGUCCAGAGCAGAGUGUGAGAGCCAGAGAGGUGUUGGAGCAGGGAGCGAGCAAGGUUGUGAAGCACCAACCAAAGGCAGACAGCCAAGCGUCUUCUGCCAACAGUACAGCAGGAGCGCGCCCAAGGUGGCAGUGCCAGCGGUGCCAAAGACCUCCAGAAGGAGGAAGGCAGAGAAGGCCUCCGCUGUGCCCCCCGUACAGAGUCAGGAGGAGGGUGUGAGGGCCUCACUGAGGGGACGGGGGCGUUUAGAGAGGGCCCGUGCAGGCCCGUCUAUAGUGGGGUUUGAGAUCAUCACCCCUCCUCAACCGAGCAGACCUGCCUCUCUUGUGCAGACUGCAGAGGGAGAAGGGGACGAGCCGGAAGAGGAGGAGAGGUGCAGCACCCAGUCAGCACAGACAGGAAUCAGAGUUCAGAGGUCACGCCGGAAUCGCAGGGGAGCCCAGACGGGAAGAGGCCGCCAUCAGCCCGAGAGAGAGGCCCCGUGCAUGAGUGGCCUCCACUGCUCUGUUUGCGAUCAGGAGCUGCUCCCGCUUGCCAAAGGCGUGCUGUGUAGUGCCGCGUGCGGGCAGGAGCCCGUGGUCAGCCUGUGGAGGAGCGCCGGGUGGGCCGGCCGAUCCCCAGCCCUCUGCCCGUGCCCCUGCCCCUGCCCAGCAGCCGUCCAGCUCAGCGGGGCUCAGGACCUGGAGAGCCCCCUGCUGCUGCAGGUGGAGAACAUCGCCGCCCUGCAGGGCCUGCAGAGAACACUACUGCCCUACACAGACAGAGGCGUGCGUGCGGGCCCGUGUGUGUAUAACGCGCGGUGGGAUCCGGCCCAGGGCUCGGUGACGCUACUGCUGCAGUGCCAGGGCUGCGCCUCCCUCCCGCCCUCCGGCCCUCUCUCCGCCUCCGCCGCCCUCGUCCAGCAUCCCAGGGAGCCUGGCCGAGACCAGAUGUGGCUGGUCCCGGCUGCCAUCAGGUUCUGCUCCAGGAUGCUGAGUUCAAGGGAGGCCGUCGUUUGAGACGAGGAGUGCAGGCUCGGACUAAGCAAUCUCAUCACUCUCAACACCCUCAGCCCAGACUGGCCUAACGAGUAACACUACGCACUGUUCUAUCUUUAUGUUUCAAAUCAGAGCUUUGGAAUUCUUGGUCAUGUAUAUGUGGUUGUGUGUGUAUGUGUGUGUGUAUGUAUGCACAACUUGUGUGUAAAUAUGUUUAUUUUUAGCAUAUGCGAACCCCUCCACAUAUGAAAGUAAUCGGGUAGAGAUUUGUUUUAUAGUCGGAUCUAGUCUGACUCCACUUACACGAGCACACUGAGCACCUAAUGUCCAUCUGUACGCUGCUAAGGUAAAUCAGUUAAGACAAAACUAUUCUAAA
Molecule: messenger RNA, 1573 nt
Organism: Sardina pilchardus (European sardine)
Lineage: Eukaryota; Metazoa; Chordata; Actinopteri; Clupeiformes; Clupeidae
Exons: 7
Coding region: 1-1218 (405 amino acids)
Source: RefSeq, a predicted model, not a curated record